GUUUAUUUUAUAUAGGCUCCGAUUUCCUUUCCCCUUUCUCUGUUCGCGACCACCGCCAAGAAUACUAAAUUAGGGCUGAUCCCAGCAGCGACAACCGCGGGUCGUUUACCCGCUUCCCCGCCCUAAUUCCUUCUCCCCCUUCCCCUCCUUCGCUUGCCCUAACCCUAACCAUGCAGAUGUGAAAUUUGUCUAAUUGAUGCUAAGGAUUGAGUUUUGGGAGCUGAGUCUGUUGAAUUAUGUGGACGAAUGUCUUCAGAAUCGGAGAACUCCAAGUUGUUUCAUGGUUUCAAUUUCUCCCUUAUGAAUCUGAUCCAAACCCUCUUCCAGAGAAAAGUUUGAAAUCCGAACAGAAAGAUGCUGCUACUUAUUUGGUGCUUUCAGCACAUCUGCAGUUGCAGAACAAUGGAUUUCUCAGCACGUGGACCAACUCUUUUGUUGGUCCAUGGGAUCCAUCUCAGGGCAUACACAACCCUGAUGAGAAAAUUAAGCUUUGGCUUUUUCUUCCUGGACGGCACUCUUCAAUAGAUGAGUCUGCUCAAGCUGCAGUAUCAAAAUUGAGAGUUAUUGGUACUGGACUCUGGUUAGCCCCUGGAGACUCCGAGGAGGUUGCUGUUGCUUUAUCUCAGGCAUUGAGAAAUUCAUUGGAAAGAUCAUUAAGAGGACUAUCCUAUGUGAGAUUUGGGGACGUUUUCACCAAAUGCCACUCAUUUGCAUCAAACACACAAAACUUCAGGAGAGUGCAACCGACGAUUGAGUUUAUCUUUUCUGUGAAUGAAGAAGCAAUCUACGUGCAUGCAAUAAUAUCUGCAAAGCAUGUUCGGGGACUUUGCAGCGAUGACAUGGAAAGGGUAUCAAAGCAUCGUUCCUCUAAUUCCACUGGGGAAGGUCUUCCAGUCAUUGUUGCCCCUAAUGGCAUGCGAGGAAGACUUACAGGAUGUUGUCCAAGUGACCUGGUGAAGCAUGUGUAUAUCAGCAAGAACAAGGCUUCAAAAGGGUUAAUUGGGGGAAUGCCUUUUGAUGUCGCUCAAUCUUCAGGCUGCCAGCUAAGAGGUCAGAGUUGCUUUGUUGAAAUUACUCUGGGUUGCUCCUCUAAAUGCAGUAGCAAAACUUUGGAGUCAGGCGUUAACCAAAAUAAGAACACCAUCCAUCAUGGAGAGGUACAAAUGAAGCCUGUUGGAAGAAGUCAGCAGAAGCAGGGAUCAGAAGAUCAACUUGCAAUUCUUCAAAGAACAUUCAUUUACCAACCAGAAACUGUGCUGGUUCCUUUAAUGCACAAGGCGUUUGCUAGAACUUCCCUCAAGAGGUUUUGUCGGAAAAAUUGGUCCCAAAAAUCAUUAACUGAGCUGUGGCCAUUAUGGGGUUUUUCGUAUUCAUCACAUAUUGAACAUUGCUUGGCAUUUGGAAGCACUUGCAAUGAUGUUAUUGAUGGACUUGAAGUUGAUAAUAUGCGACUGCAGCGCCGACUUAAUAGCAACAGCAACAGUAGUAGUAUCAGCAGUGUAAGUAGCACUUCAAGUGAAUCUGAUAAUGUGAUGGCUAUUGAUGGUGAUGAUCUUGAAGCAGAUGCUGAUUCUCAUGGCUCUAAAAGGGCUGCUUUAUUGUCCAAUGAACAACUCGAGAAUGAUGGCAGUAGAAUGGUUAAGCGUCCUCGGACAGGCACAGAUGCACUUGGUCAGACUGCAGGCGUACUUGUGCAGGAUGCAAAUAAUUCAGCUUCUGCAGGACUGAUAAAUUUUGAAUCUCAAUGGGAUUGGGACGAUGAUGAUGACGAGAAAGGCUUUGGCUUGGAUAUCCAAAUAAUACUUUCCGAAUUUGGAGAUUUUGGUGAUUUCUUUGAAAAUGAUGUUCUAUCAUUUGGUGAGCCUCCUGGAACAGCUGAAUCUCAAGUCCUCAUGUUGCCUGCCCCUGAUUGUGAAGAUGUCAGUGCAAGUCCUUGCACUGGAGGAAUGGAUGUUGAUCAGAAACUUUCGCCUGUUGCUCUGACUUCUUUUGAGGGAGUUCAUCUUCCACGUUUGGCGCUUACGGAAAAUACUCAAAGCAAAAAUACAGAAUCUACAAGGGAUUCAAGAUCACUUGCAGAAAACCAUUUCUUGCCACCCUCUAUGGGUAAGUUUGAUUAUCUCACAAAGGCUGAAGCGAUGAUGUCAUUUGCACCUGAAUAUGCAGCCGUUGAGACUCCUGUUAGUGAGUUUUCAACAUCAAUUUUUAAAAGUCCAUACUUACCCCGAUCUAAAAGGGUCGAAAGUCUGCAGUCAAGCACAAGUGCUUAUGUGUACGGCAUUACACCAUCUUCUUCUUGUGUGGAGACAUCAGAGGAAAAACUGGAAACAACAGGCAAAGUGGGUUCUGCAGGACAUGAUACAAAUUCCUCUGCAAGAUCAUCGAAAUUAUAUGAUCUUGUUCAAGUCGGGAGAAAAAAGAACGACAGUAAAUCAACCAACAAUGACAUAUCUUUACUUAAAGGAGAUGCAUCUUCUCUGUCUGGCAUCAAUUCGUCAACCACGACCUUCACUCUUCAAAGGAAGAACGAACAAACAUUUGAGGCGGGACAUCUUUUACUGCCCGUAAAGACUGUACUUGCUACAGAAAUUGAAUGCAUCAUGUUUCAAGCUGCCAUGUGUCGGAUAAGACACACAUUACUUUCACUGAACAAUCAUUUACCUUUUGGAUUGAGUAAUGUAGCUGGAAAUGUUAUGCCAGAAUCCUGUAUUACUCGGACACCUUCUGAUAUGGUGCCUAAUAAGUAUGAUAUGAAGAAGAAAGAUUCUUUACCUGUCAGAAUAGCUGGUGAAUUUGACGGAGGAAUUUUUGAAGAACCUCUCACCGCACAGGUGGGUGUUUGGCGCUCUGUUGGGGUUCCUAAAGUAACAAAGUCUUCAAAUAUGCGAAUUUCAGAAAAUUCAUCUUCAUUGGCUGGUAAUAUGCUGACUGAUGAUGGUUUAAGUUUCUCUGGGCAAAGACAACCUCUUCAGGAGCUUCUGGAUGCGAUGGUCUUGCUAGUUCAACAAUCUACUUCCUUUGUGGAUAUUUCACUGGAUAUGGAUGACAGUGAGAGUUCCUACUAUUUGCUUGCGUUACAGGAACAAGGAAGGCGUGGGUUUUCUUGUGGUCCUUCUAUGGUUCAUGCAGGUUGUGGUGGACUUUUGGCCACAUGUCACUAUAUGGACAUUGCUGGUAUUGACUUGAUAGAUCCGCUCUCUGCUGAUGUUCCACCAUCAUCUGUUAUUAGUUUGCUGCAGUCAGACAUUAAGGUUGCCAUGAAAUCUGCUUUCGGAAAUCCAGAUGGCCCGUUAACAGUGUUUGAUUGGUGUAAAGGACGAAGCCAAUCGAUCGACUCAGGAGCUUCUGGAGAUGGAUAUUCUUAUGUUAGUGAAACUAAGGACUCCUCUGGUAAUCUUACUAUUGUUGGAGAUUCAAUAAGUCCUCAAUCAAUUGGUGGUUCAUCUUGUAUUAGAGAGGGGCCGAGAAUGGAUGAAUCAUCUCAAAGACGAUUAAGCCAAGAGAUGGGCAAUUCAGAGUCAGAACAGCAAAAGGGCUAUUCUUGUGGUAGGCCAACAGUUGCGGUGUUGCCAUUGCCUUCUAUACUUGUUGGGUACCAGGAUGAUUGGCUGAAGACAUCUCCUAACUGUCUUGAAUUCUGGGAAAAAGGUCUAGAACCUUAUGCUUUGCAGAAGUCAGUUACUUACUGUGCUGUUUGUCCGGAUAUUAAUCUGCUUACUUCAGCUGCUGCUGAUUUUUUUCAACAGUUAGGAACGGUUUAUGAGGCCUGCAGACUAGGAACUCAUUCACCUUUGGUCAAUGGAAGCCAGAUGGAACUAUCCCCUGGAAAGGGUCCAUCUUCUGGCCUAGUUCUUGUUGACUGUCCCCAGCAAGUGAAGGUUGCAGGAAAUAAUCUAUUUUCUAUCAGUUCAAUAAGUGACUACUUUCUGGCGUUAUCCAAAAGUUGGAGUGUGGAUAAAUUCAUUAGUGCUCUUGGAAAGGUUAUCAGGGAUCUAAAACUCACUACAAGUUCUUCCCAGAAUCAGAAGGAGGGGAGUGCAGGUCCAUGCACUGUAGUAUAUGUUGUAUGCCCUUUCCCUGAUUCUACAGCUGUUCUGAGAACUCUGAUCGAGUCCUCUGCUGCCAUAGGAUCAGUUGUCCUGUCUCCAGAUAGAGAGAGACAAUCCUGGUUACUCUCUCAAGUUGCGAGAGCUCAAAGUUGUCCGGCUGCUGCCGAUGAAGUAACAUCAAAUGUUGUAAUGCUCUCAGGAUUCAGCAUUCCAAAACUUGUUUUGCAGAUUGUGACUGUCGAUUGCUUACUAAGAGUCAAUAGGCCAGUGAGUGAGCUUACGGUCUUGAAAGAUAUUGCUUUCACUGUGUACAACAAGGCUCGUCGAGUAUCACGGCCUAUUCCUAGCAAUGACAUGUUUCGGACAUUAUCUGCGUCAGGGAGACAACAAGCUUCAUUGAUGCAUGCGGCUUCUCCAAUUCAAGGCAUGUGGAAGGAUUGCCUUGCUCCUCGAAUGUCUGGAUCCUCUCUUUCUAGAGAAGGUGAGCUUGAUGCUGCCUUGAGGCCUGGUGCUUGGGAUAACUCAUGGCAGGCAUCAAGGACAGGACUUGAUUCAAAUAGAUCAGCGGAUUUGCAUUUUCAAGAUGAGACAAGAUGCAUGUUUGAACCACUAUUUAUACUGGCAGAACCUGGUUCUUUGGAGCGUGGCUCGUCUGUGAGCGUGUUAGGAAGUGCAUCACUAGAAUCUUCUAGUUCAAAAUCUGGUAUUGAUGAUAGUAGUGGAAUUUAUAUGCAAAAUUCCAAUUCAGGAAGGAAUUCAGAGGUUGGAACAAAUUCAUUGCUCGACAUAGCAGACCAUGAUCAAAAAUUAGCCAGCCUUCACUGUUGUUAUGGGUGGACUGAGGACUGGCGGUGGCUUGCCUGCAUAUGGACAGACUCUAGAGGAGAGUUGCUUGAUUGUAAUAUAUUUCCAUUUGGUGGUAUUAGUAGCUGCCAAGAUACAAAGGUUCUCCAAAGCCUGUUUGUUCAAGUUUUACACCAAGGUUGUCAAAUAUUAUCCAGUUCUCCUGAUUCUGGCUCUGUUAAGGCAAGGGACAUAAUUAUUACACGUAUUGGAGGUUUCUUUGAGUUAGAAUGCCAAGAAUGGCAGAACGCUAUAUAUUCAGUUGGAGGAAAUGAUGUUAAGAAGUGGCCCCUGCAACUAAGGCGAUCUACCCUCAACAUUCUCUCCUCGAGUACUAAUGGAACUUCUCUUCAGCAACAUGAAAUGGGUUUAAUACAAGAAAGAAAUCUUCCUCCCUCACCUAGCUCUUCUUUAUACAGCCCUCGUGCAAAAACAAGCUAUAUGAAAAGUGGUCUAGGCCAGGGUAAUACCAAAAAACAACUACUGGCAGGACAGACUGGGGCUGACAAUUCAAGAGGACUUCUACAGUUGGUUCAGAGCAUCAGUUUAGUUGGAGUUUCUAUUGAUCAUUCUUUGUACCUAAUGCUUCCAGCUGAUUCUUCUUCCUCUGGCACUGGAACUCAAAACAGUAGCAGUGGUUCAACUUUCUCUGGAUAUGUCGAAGGCUUCAGCCCUGUGAAGUCUGUAGGAUCAAUGCCAGCCUCAUAUAUCGUAAUCCCUUCACCAAAUAUGCGCUCUCUAUCUCCAACACCCUUGCAACUUCCCACUUGCCUCACCUCUGAAUCUCCACCCCUUGCACAUCUUUUACACAGCAAAGGCUCUGCAAUUCCUCUCUCAACAGGAUACAUCGUGUCAAAAGCAGUCCCUACCAUGAGAAAAGAUCCUGCUGAGCCAGUGAAAGAUGAUUGGCCUUCUGUUCUUUCUGUCACCCUCAUUGAUCACUAUGGGGGUAACAACAGUAGCAGUAGCAGUAACAGUAGUAUACAAGACAAAGUUGGUCGAGGUGGCAGUAAACAAGGAAGGGGUGUUAGUAUAGGGCCUGAGGCCAUAAGCAAUAGAGAUUAUGAAUUGGAGACUCAUUUGGUUUUGCAGUCAGUGGCUGCUGAGCUUCAAGCUCUUUCAUGGAUGACAGUAAGUCCAGUGUAUUUGGAGAGACGAAGUGCUUUGCCUUUUCAUUGUGAUAUGAUUCUAAGACUUCGAAGACUUCUGCAUUAUGCGGAUAAAGAGUUGUCGAGACCUCCAGAUAGAGCACAAGGGGUCUCCUGAACUGUAAGGCGUUAGCUCUUAAACCUGAGAUUGAUAUGUUUGUAUUUUUUUGUAAGCUAGUUUCGGUUUUUCUCUUUUUAACACCAAGAUGUCAAGCAGGCUGUUGUUUGUGGCUGCGGCAUAUGUAGGUAAUAUCAUAUAACAUUGUAAUUACAAUUUUGUUAUUCAAUUUAAUGGGUAGUUUCCCCCCCUUUUGGAUGUCAA
Messenger RNA from Asparagus officinalis (garden asparagus), 6362 nucleotides. Its product is annotated as mediator of RNA polymerase II transcription subunit 13. Gene Ontology annotation, cellular component: mediator complex. Gene Ontology annotation, biological process: regulation of transcription by RNA polymerase II. The record is from RefSeq and is a predicted model, not a curated record. Gene Ontology annotation, molecular function: transcription coregulator activity. Bases 237 to 6158 code for a protein of 1973 amino acids. The transcript is spliced from 23 exons. NCBI's taxonomy places the organism in Eukaryota, Viridiplantae, Streptophyta, Magnoliopsida, Asparagales, Asparagaceae.